AUGCGACCGAAGACCGAAGAUCUGCUGGAGGCGUGCGACAAAUGGAACUUGUCGAUCAGCGUUGUCAAGAGUUUCUGGGGCAUGCCCAAUGUGGAGUAUCUCGGUCACAAGGUAUUGCUCGACGGACUGGAGGCAAAUCCGAAGGAUCUGUCGGCGCUGACGGAUCUUGAGUUUCCCGGAUCCCUGCGUGCCAUGCAAUCCGUUUUGGGCAGCCUGAACUAUUACAGUCGCUGCAUCGAAGAUUACGCGAUUUACGCCGCUGUGCUGUAUGAGUUGAGGGAGAUCGACUAUGCUGCAACGGAGAAGGGCAUGAAUCGAAGCCGGAUCCAGCUAGCACUAGCAUCGGCAUCCCCGGAUCCAGACAUAUUGACUGAGGAUCUGACGAGUCCGCAACCUUCGGAUCCGAGCCCGCGGGGUCAGGAUCCCGGACUUAGUGAUCAAGAUCCGAACCUAGCAUCACGGGAUCCGACGCCUGAUUGUGUGAAGACGCUGAACCCCGAGACUGAUGAUUCUGCGGAUCUGGAUCCCAGGUGGAUCCAUGCUCACCGAUCGUUCGAGGUGUUAAAGGAGAAGAUCGCGAAGACGCCGAUCCUGCGACACUUCGAUCCGGAUCGACAAGCAGUGGUGGUGAUAUAUGCCAGCGAUUGGGUGAUCGCCGGUGCAUUGAUGCAAGAAUAUGAUCAGGUUUACAAUCCAGUGAUGUUCGCGAGCCGCACGUUGAAGUCCAGCAAAUUGAACUAUGGGAUCGACGAGAAAGAAGUGUUAGCGUUGUUGCGGAUCCAGGAUCUCAACUAUAAUACUCUGGUUGGGAGACCGAUCCGAGUGCUGACACGACACUCCACACUGGCUUGGCUAUUCAGAUCCAAUGCACUACAAGGUCGCCUGGAACAGUGGACCGCGCUACUUUCACCCUGGAUCCUCGAGAUCGUCAAGUGUAACAAGGGCGAGGACGAGAUCCGGCACAUUAGCAGCGAGUAUCACCCCCAGAUCCAAAGUCGACAAAGCACUGAUCUCGAUCGCCUCGAAGAAAGAGCCGAGGCGCAAGAUCCAAGCCCCGAUCCCAACAGUAAGAUCGGAUGA
Messenger RNA from Phytophthora megakarya, 1080 nucleotides. The record is from the annotation of a GenBank genome assembly. NCBI's taxonomy places the organism in Eukaryota, Oomycota, Peronosporomycetes, Peronosporales, Peronosporaceae.